AUGACCAGCAUAUUGGAUGAACGUUUCCUACCUUUAUCUUCAAUUGACUUGAGUAACUUCCAUCCGCCAGACAGCAAAAGGUGUAUUGCGUACCUGGAUGGUGGGAACAGAUGCGAGCGUUCUAUCACUACGAGUGAUCUGGAGACCGCUAGCAAGAUCCAGUUAGAGUAUGACGGCAACAGCGAUGAUAAGAGAGAUGAUAACUUGACUGAACUUGCCAAGCUAUACCGCUGUAGCGAGCCAGGACAUAACAGAGAUGACAAUGUGCGCACGGCUGUUCAGCAAUGGAUGCUGACCGAGCAACCAACCGUUUCAGAGGUCGACCCUCCCUCGCAUCACAUCCUCCGUCUCCGACUCCCUAGAACCGAUGCCAUCGCAGGCGAAGAGCGCGCAUUCUUACUAGGAACCCACGCCAUCAAAGCACUCAGCGACACAACAUACAUCGAUUGCAAGCUUCGAGAAGUUCUAAAGAAUCCCCUGCAGUCAACCACCAACGGCAAACAUAAUCACUGUCUCAGGUGCACCAGGUUUCUCGCGAAUCCGACGCAGCGCAAAGGGAUCCGAUCCGCUCCCAUGCCCCAAGUGCUACCCGGGCCCGAAACUGCACCGCUGCAUCCCAGUUCCAAACCCUGCCUAUGUGGAAAAGCUCGUCUUGUAUGA
This is a messenger RNA of Aspergillus tanneri, 660 nucleotides long. RefSeq lists its product as uncharacterized. Bases 1 to 660 code for a protein of 219 amino acids. The record is from RefSeq and is a predicted model, not a curated record. The transcript has a single exon. Lineage: Eukaryota; Fungi; Ascomycota; Eurotiomycetes; Eurotiales; Aspergillaceae.